Molecule: messenger RNA, 1650 nt
Organism: Sorex fumeus (smoky shrew)
Lineage: Eukaryota; Metazoa; Chordata; Mammalia; Eulipotyphla; Soricidae
Gene: TBX4
Product: T-box transcription factor 4
Exons: 8
Coding region: 1-1650 (549 amino acids)
Biological process (GO): positive regulation of DNA-templated transcription; cell fate specification; regulation of transcription by RNA polymerase II
Cellular component (GO): nucleus
Molecular function (GO): DNA-binding transcription factor activity, RNA polymerase II-specific; RNA polymerase II cis-regulatory region sequence-specific DNA binding
Source: RefSeq, a predicted model, not a curated record
AUGCUGCAGGAGAAGGGCCUGUCGGAGAGCGAGGAGGCCUUUCGGGGCCCGGGCCCUGCACUCGGCGAGACCAGCUCCGCCAGCGCCGCCAGCGCCCCCGACCCCGCGCUGGCAGCGCCCGGCCUCGCCGGAGCCCCGCUCGGCAGCCCCCCGGGCCCAGGCGACGUCGCGGCCGCAGCCGCUGAACAGACCAUCGAGAACAUCAAGGUGGGUCUGCAUGAGAAAGAGCUCUGGAAGAAGUUUCAUGAGGCUGGCACCGAGAUGAUCAUCACCAAGGCGGGCAGGAGGAUGUUCCCCAGCUACAAGGUGAAAGUCACAGGCAUGAACCCCAAGACUAAGUAUAUCCUGCUGAUUGACAUCGUCCCCGCAGAUGACCAUCGCUACAAGUUCUGUGACAACAAAUGGAUGGUGGCUGGGAAGGCUGAGCCCGCCAUGCCAGGCAGGCUGUAUGUGCACCCGGAUUCCCCGGCCACUGGGGCCCACUGGAUGCGGCAACUGGUCUCUUUCCAGAAGCUGAAGCUGACCAACAACCACCUGGACCCCUUUGGCCACAUCAUCCUCAACUCCAUGCACAAGUACCAGCCGCGGCUUCACAUUGUCAAGGCUGACGAGAACAAUGCCUUCGGCUCCAAAAACACAGCCUUCUGCACCCACGUCUUUCCAGAGACUUCCUUCAUCUCCGUGACCUCCUACCAGAACCACAAGAUCACCCAGCUGAAAAUUGAAAACAACCCAUUUGCUAAGGGAUUCCGGGGCAGUGAUGACAGUGACCUGCGUGUAGCCCGGCUGCAGAGCAAAGAGUAUCCAGUCAUCUCCAAAAGCAUCAUGCGGCAGAGGCUCGUGUCCACCCAGCUCUCGGCCAAACCUGAUGUCAGCCCCCUGCAUGGGGCCCACCAGGCUCUCCAGCACUACCAGUACGAGAAUGGGGCUCACAUGCAGUUCGCUGCCGCCGAGCCACAGGACCUUCCCCUCAACACCUUCCCGGCCCAGAGGGACUCCAGCCUCUUUUACCACUGCCUGAAAAGACGAGAUGGUGCCCGCCACCUGGACUUACCCUGCAAGCGGCCCUACCUGGAAGCAUCCUCUGCUGUGGGGGAGGACCAUUACUUCCGGUCACCCCCUCCCUACGACCAGCAGAUGCUGAGCCCCUCCUACUGCAGCGAGGUGGCCCCGAGGGAGGCCUGCAUGUACUCAGGUUCUGGGCCCGAGAUUGCUGGGGUGUCUGCAGUGGAUGAGUUGCCGCCGCCCCCCCUGGGCUGUAACAUGUGGACGUCAGUCUCUCCGUACACUAGCUACAGCGUGCAGGCAGUGGAGACUGUGCCUUACCAGCCCUUCCCUGCGCACUUCCCCGCCACUACCAUGAUGCCCCGGCUGCCCGCCCUGUCGGCAGCACAGAGCUCCCAGCCCCCCACCAGCACCCCCUUCAGCGUCUACAACCAGCUCUCACAGUCUCAGGGCCGAGAACGGGGGCCCAGCGCCUCCUUCCCCCGGGAUCGGGGUCUCCCCGGCGUGUGCGAGAGGAAGCCGCCCUCCCCACACCUGAACGCUGCCAACGAGUUCCUCUACUCCCAGAGCUUCUCCCUGUCCCGGGAGGCGUCACUACAGUACCACUCAGGCGUGGGUGCUGUGGAGAACUGGACUGAAGGCUGA